Protopterus annectens (West African lungfish) is the source of this 2860-nucleotide messenger RNA. Its product is annotated as acetyl-coenzyme A synthetase 2-like, mitochondrial. The transcript is spliced from 15 exons. Lineage: Eukaryota; Metazoa; Chordata; Ceratodontiformes; Protopteridae. The coding region runs from base 393 to 2507 and encodes 704 amino acids. Gene Ontology annotation, cellular component: mitochondrion. Gene Ontology annotation, molecular function: AMP binding; acetyl-CoA synthetase activity. The record is from RefSeq and is a predicted model, not a curated record.
UGAUACUACCCGAGCGGUUGGCAUCGUUAAUGGGUAGUAAAGCCAUUGGGGGGGGGUCACUCUUGGCUGGACGGAAAGUUUACUGUCGUACAAUGAUUUAAAGGGAAAGGCAAACCCGUAGCCUCACUGCAACGUCCAGUCACCCUGUGCCAGUUGCUCACCAACCGAUUCUGAACCAGCUGUCAUAGGAUUCAAACCCCCUACACGUGGGGUGGUUUACUGCCUACAUACUGGAAUGCUUGAAAAAUAAGAGAGUGACAAGGAAAGGAUUACUCGCUGAAAGUAUUUCUUUAAUUCCACCUGGUUGGACUGGCCCGUUUGGUGUUUGAAAGGUGUAUCUUUACUGGACAUAUAGCGGAAUUUGACACUGUUGGAGAUCUCACAGCCUGAUCAUGGUGCUUCAAGUGCUCCAAAGACUGGGAACUGGGUUCGGGGUCAGAUGCGCAACAAGCGGGCAAAUCCGAACUUUUGUAAGUCCCGUUUCCAGCUGGGUGGCCAGCGCUUACAUGCCUGAAGCUACUGGGUUCCCGGUGGAACAACGACAGAACCCCCGUGGUCUGUACGAGCUGUCUGUGGGGCAGCCCGAACAAUUUUGGGGCUCCCUAGGCCGAGAGCGUCUCAUGUGGACCAGUCCGUUUCAAGGGGUUCUGGAGGGGAGCCUCAGAGAAGGAAACAGCCGCUGGUUUCGGGGAGGCCACCUCAAUGCAUCAGUUAACUGUAUAGACCGCCAUGUCCAUGUUGCCCCAGACAAGAUUGCUUUGAUAUGGGAAAAAGAUGAACCUGGAAAUGAGGUUCGGGUCACCUACAGGGACCUGCUGGAAAUGACAUGUCGCCUCGGAAAUACACUGAGGCACCAAGGAGUGAAGCCAGGAGACCGUGUGACAAUCUACAUGCCACCUUGUCCACUUGCUGUGGCAGCCAUGCUAUCAUGUGCCCGUAUUGGGGCUGUCCACUCUGUGGUAUUCGCUGGAUUCAGUUCAGAGGCCCUUGCUGACAGAAUUCGGGAUGCUGAGUCUGAAAUAGUUAUCACUGCUAACCAGGGUAUACGCGGAGGAAAAAUUGUUGAACUCAAGAAGACAGUUGACCACGCAGUAAAGACAUGUCCCUCUGUGAAAAGGGUUCUUGUAGCCAACAGAACUGAAAACCGUGUUCCCAUGUCUGAUAUUGACCUAUUUCUUGAAGAGGAAAUGGCAAAAGAGAGCAUGACAUGUGACCCAGUAAAUAUGGAGAGUGAAGACAUGCUUUUCCUACUCUAUACCUCGGGCAGUACUGGGAGACCAAAAGGCCUGGUGCACACCCUUGCUGGCUACCUACUGUAUGCUGCUGUCACUCACAGGUAUGUAUUCGAUUAUCAUGAUGGAGAUGUCUUUGGCUGUGUAGCUGACAUUGGCUGGAUUACUGGACACAGCUAUGUGGUGUAUGGUCCCCUUUGCAAUGGAGCGACAACAGUUUUGUUUGAAAGCACACCUGUUUACCCAAACCCAGGACGUUACUGGGAAAUGGUUGAACGAUUACAGAUUAACCAGUUCUAUGGAGCACCAACAGCAAUUAGACUCCUUCUCAAAUAUGGAAACGACUGGGUGAAGAAAUAUGACAGGUCUUCCCUGAAAACACUUGGAUCAGUUGGCGAGCCCAUGAACUCAGAAGCCUGGGACUGGUAUUUCCAUGUUGUGGGAGGUGGACGUAGCCCUGUUGUAGACACCUGGUGGCAGACAGAAACUGGAGGUAUCUGUAUUGCACCACGGCCCUCAAAUCCUGGAGCAGAGAUCCUGCCUGCCAUGGUUAUGAGACCUUUUUUUGGAAUCAGCCCCGUUUUGAUGGAUGACAAGGGUAAUCUCAUAACUCAGAAUGACACCUCUGGGGCUCUCUGCAUAUCUCAGGAAUGGCCUGGUAUGGCCCGGACCAUUUACAAAGACCAUAAUAGAUACUUGGAGACCUAUUUAAAACCCUAUCCAGGCUACUUCUUCACUGGUGAUGGUGCCUACCGAUCAAAAAAUGGCUACUAUCAAAUCACUGGGCGCCUUGAUGAUGUCAUCAACAUAAGUGGCCACAGGCUAGGAACAGCAGAAGUAGAAGAUGCUUUGAACCAACAUUCUUUGGUUGCAGAAUCUGCAGUCAUCGGGUAUCCACAUGAUAUAAAGGGAGAAGAUCUUCAAGCAAAUGCUCCUUGUCCAUGGUUAUCUAGGUGCACAAAUGACCGCAAAUCAGGGGCAUAUGCUUUUGUGGUUCUGAAGCUUGGUGCAGACGUAUCAGAUCGCAGUAUCAGUAAAGAACUUCAAAAUACAGUCUCCAGAAAAAUAGCAAAAUAUGCAGCUCCAGAUUACAUUCAGGUUGUAAAGAGAUUGCCCAAAACACGUUCUGGAAAGAUUAUGCGUCGUGUCCUCAGGAAGGUUGUAGAAAAUAAAGCAAAUGAACUUGGUGACCUUACAACUCUGGAUGACCAUGAAACAGUGACGGAAAUUAUUGAAGGUCACGAGCAACUCCUGAAACAAGAAAAGGGCAUGUGAAGAGAGAAUAGAGUUGCCAGCGUGUGGGUAGCUUGUUCAGGCACUUGGAUUUAUAUGGCUACUGAACAAACAGUCCUGUACAGUAAAUCAUUAGGUUAUAACCCUUAACAUCACACUAGAGGAACUGCUUUUAUAAACUAAUUUAGUCAUGUACACAACUGCAUUCCUUAAAGCUGAAAUGAUGUACUGGUAUACAGAAAUGACUCCUGCAUUUCCUACGGAUUUAGCUCGGCUUGAGAUUGAAAGCCAAAGGGUAUUCUGAAUUUUGUGAGCACUUCAGGUGAAACAGUUCCAGCUUUGUGGAACAUUGCACAUGAUUAAAGUCUAAUUUCACGUGAUUAUUUCUUUUUAAA